CAUUAAUAUCUUCCAGGACGAAGCGCGACUUGGCUCAUUUCCCGCAUUUAUGGUGCAGAACUUAGAGCGUCGCCCGGCAUAGCCCCCAGAACUCAAGCCCGGUCGCCCCCACAAAGUCCGCGCGGUUCCCUAGACAUUUCAAACAUGCGCGACGACAACACCCUUCGCCUACGGCUGGUCGUCCGGCGACACGCCCUGCCCGAGGUUCGGAUAGUUUUCGCAGUGCAGUUAGACGCCGACCCGACUAUCGCCCAUCUACUAGAGCAAAUUAACGAAAUCAUCCCCCUCGAGAGCAAUGACUGGGGCCUCGAAGAUUACGCUGUUGAGCUCCGCGAUUCCAGCGGCCACAGUUUCGACUGCCUCCACUUUCAGCGGGUUUCCGUCAUUCUAAAAAACGACGAGGAAGUCUUCAUUCGAUCACUAGACACCGGAGACAGGCGGAAACGUCGGUUGGCUGGUCGAGACCAGAUCUCGGCGGACGGCAAACAUCUCAUUGACGGCAUAGCCUUUGGCCGCCCGCGCCUCAAGACUCCGAGAGACCGGCCCACCGUCGACAUUCCACCUCUUAAACGCCGAAGAAUCACCUACGAAGAUGAAGAAGGCGAAACUGCAGAACCCAGGUUGCUCCUUACCGAGCAUGGCGAAAAUGGAACAGCUAGCCGGCGAGGUCAUCUCCAUGUCAGGUUCAACGAAUUACAAGGCGACGGGUCAAACGGGGACGAAGAAGACGAGGACGAGGACGAUGAUUUCCUAGACGACGAGACCGAUGAGGAGGGAGAUUUGGGCGCAGAGGAUAAUAUUGGCGACUCUGAUUUGGAGAAUGAGCUUCGGGAUCUACAAGCGGAUAACGAGCAACCACAUGGCGAGAAUCCCGAAACGGGUAAAUUUCCGAAUAAGACGAGACACUCCCACCCUUUCGCCCCAGAACCGGCAGCAGGACUCGAUCUACAGACACUUGACAAGAUAUCAGCACUUCGAGCUGACUUCCCAACCGCUCGAUUCGAGUCUUGCGAGAGGGCUUUAUCUCAACAUGGGGGUGACCUGGAAUCAGCAGCCAACAGGCUAGAAACUCGGCAUCAAUCGCAUAGGUUGGGGGGUGCCAUGCCCACCACCGCUUCCACCCAGAUUCCCUCUACGUCCAAAGGCAUUACCGCAGACGAUUCACCCGAUGACAGCGAGGCAGAAUCGGUGGCUUCGAUGGUCAAGCACUACGACCAACACGGGUUCCCCGGUGGUUCCAUCCUUGCAGGUACCGCCUCGGCCCAAAUGGUCGAGGCUAUGCGAAAAUCUGGUCACGCCGUGAAGGUCCCAGUGCACACGAAGUUUGACGACGAAGCUCGCCCCAGUCAAACAUCAUCCCGCGCCUCCCGCGAAGGGGGAGGAAUCGCGGACGACAACCAGGAUGAGAGCGAGGGCGACAGCGAGAGCGACAGUGAGGACGACAGCGAGAGUGGCAGCGAGAGCGGUAGUGAGAGUGAGAGCGACAGUGGUCCCGAAGUUGCAUCCUCGAGGGCACCCAAAGGGUUAAUGGGCGCAAACGACCCGGCUCACCGGAAGUCGCCUGUGCCAGGUGACGACAACGAUAGCGAGAGCGAGAGUGAGGCGCAGGGGAGUGAUAGUGAUGACAGCAGCGCCGACAGUGAUGACAGCGACGAUAGCGGCAGUGAUAACAGCGCCGACAGCGAUGAUAGUGGUAGUGAUCGCAGCGCCAGUAGCGACGACAGCGGCAGUGACAGCGACGGCGCCAACUACAAUCCUGCCAACAACCCCGACCCUGAUCCUGCGAGCAGCAGCGAGAGCGAUUACUCGGGCUCGGACUCUUCCAGCGAUGAUGACUCCUUUGACAGCGCCGCGGAUGGCAAGACAAGAUCUCGCACGGCACCGCAUCAGGCCAUCGCCAACAUGCAAUCAUCUACCUUGGAAGACGCCUUUAUCGAGACACCGCAGUCCAGCAAAGCACGCUCAGGAGAGAAAGCAGUCUCUUCGGCAACCCAAAAGCCAGUGCCGCCGGGGCAAGGGACAAACGCAACUCAGAAACGGAAUGCGCGGAGGAGAGCUGCUCGUGCUGCGCAGAACGCCGCCGCCGAGGGUGCGUUGCCAUCGUGUCCCACGGAGUUCGAAGCCGUGCCCGCACCAGGCUCGCAAAAUCUCGAUGGGCCAGUCGCCGCGAAGAAGGCAGCACUGCUUCGGAGACUCGGUAUGGUGCAAGAAAAGUCAACCAAGAACUCCCCACAGCCGCUCGCCGCCGAAACCUCGACUGUGGAGCAACCGGCUAGUGAUAAUCCAAAGCGAACGUUCCAAAAUCAACACGCAGUUCGACAGUCGGAAGACGAACUCCCAGUGCAAGAUCGACCGGACGCAUGGCGAGACCGGAUCAUUUACCGCGCGGUGGAGUGUUGCCAGGACGGAGUCGAGUUGAGCGAACCACCAUUUCCGUUCAUCCAACGAUGGGACCCCCAACAGCAGUAUUUCCACGGGGAUAAGAACAAGCGGGGCGGUCGGUCGAAAAGGAAACAACGGGACCAGGAAGACUUCCGUGAUGAGGAUAGCCAGUCCAACAUAAAAAGAAGGCGUGGAAGGGACUCAUCGGCAUAUGAUACUGGCCACGGCGAUGGCGAGUCAUACGCUACUUACGGUGAUACGACUAGCUUUGACGACGUGGUCCUCAACUAUGACGAUGAACAACUCGAACAGCCCCAAGAACCGGUGGGAGAACAAGCACCGUCCCCAGAGGCCGACGACGAGGACAUGCCGCCCCUUCCUGAGGAUCUUUCAACGCUACCAAUCCUCAACGCCGGCGAGGCUCUCGCAGGGAUGGUUGUGACAUGGAAACAAUGGCUCCUCUCCAAAGCCACCAACUGGCAGCCUCAAGUAUCCUCCCUCACCGGCAUCGUGGUGAAUGUUCUGGACAGCAACACGCUGGAAGUCCGACUUGCGAAGCGCGACCGAAAUCUUGAUCACAACGAAAAGGUCUAUGAUGACGACGGGAACCGAGUGUAUGACAAGUUCGAACUGCCUGACAUGGAUGAUGAGGGUGACGCCGCCGCUGAACAAGGAUACCGGACCUUGGAUAUUGCGGAUAUGAUUGAGCCACGCAUUCUCCCGUCCACGCCCGAAGCAGUCGUCACCACGUCCCCCCUCAACCAGCUACCUAAUUCCGAGCGAACUUUUGAAGCUCGUGAUGCGGUCCAAGUCACCAACCUCGAGGCCCCCGAAGUAUCCGCGACUUCCGAAGAAGCGGAAGCGGAGAGGAACGGGAUCCAUGCUGGACAGGCGGGCAUCACCGCCCAAUGUGAUGCCGGUCAGAGUAUGGUAUCCGAGACUCCAGUUCUUCAGGAACCUAUCGUCACUUCUAUUCCAGAGGACCGUCGGCACGAAAUCAGCCUCAUGAUUAACGAUGCUGGUUUUCGGAAGGAUGUGGAUCCCACUGUCACCGACAUCACGAAUAACGCGGGUUUGGAUUUAAGUAGCCCAUCACACCAGCUGGAAGAAAUGGUUCAUGACGCAGCUCUCAUCGCGUCCGAGGUCUCGGAGGUACAUGGCCGUGCCAGUCCUCAACUCCCCUCCCAGUUGACAUCAAAUAACUCCGAUUCCCAGCCAGUCCGACUUCAGCCGUUCUAUGGCUUCUCAGAUCCCACCCCGGAGCCCCCCGACGGAAGACAGGUUGCAUAUCCUACACUAAACAUCCCCCCUUCGGAAACAGGCAGCCUUCACAGCGGGAGGCAGUUAGAUCCCGACUUCAGUAUCGACUUGGGCCACGACUCGCUCCAAGAUCUUGACGGUCCCGCUACAUUGUCCCGUUCAACAAUAGGCCGCACGGAUGACGAACAGAACAUGACGAGGGAGGAGGCAGAGCAUGACGACGGAAAUACUUCGGACGCGGACUUAUCUGACUCCUCCGUCCCGUCUCUAAGCGACAUGUGGACAUCCGCCUCGACCAUCGGGUCCAAUGCGCCCACCAAACACGCCGUCAUGUCCACCCCAAUGGCCCGGAAGCCCAGUGUUGCGCGAGAGUUUGAGUAUGAGGAUAAUUCCGAGCCCUCCGAAAACAACACUGCGGACGCUCCGUCUAAACUUGCCAAGAGGCUGGUCGAGAAACCCAUCGAAAAGCCGACACCGAAAAAGGGGAACCAGAAGCAGAAACCAUCGAAGGCGUCCCCCGGCCCGCGCAUCAAGCACGAAUAUGCGCCACUCAGCCCCGACCACUUCGCUCGUGCCAACUCCAGUAUGACCGGAGGUGCGAGCAGCUUGCCGUUCGCUGUCCCCCAGGGAUCUCAGGUUGUGUCGCUCCUCACUAGCAGCCCGGAGCCCGAGAUUGAAGAGCAUUACGCCGAGGACAGCAUCGAUGAGACGUACAAGGAGACCAGCAUGCCCAGGGGCUCGGGUUGGGUUAAGAAGCCGCGCGCUCGCCGUGGUGUGAGCGUGCCGCCAGCAUCCGCGCCAGCGCAAGACACGGCGCCCAAGAGGUUUACGUCUUCGCAGUCGAAACAAAAUACGGAUAAGCGGACAACUGCAGCGUUGAGUUCUCUGUUGCGGGCGAAGAAGAAGGUCUUAUCGGGUAUGGUUUAGGGUUGAGAAAUUGUACUUUAUCCCGUUGUAAUUAUAAUGAGGCCGCCUUUUUGGACCGUAGGCGACGGGCCCUGCCGACCGUACCACGUGACUACCACCAUAUAUAACCCCAACCCUGCGA
Messenger RNA from Chaetomium fimeti, 4690 nucleotides. RefSeq lists its product as uncharacterized. The record is from RefSeq and is a predicted model, not a curated record. NCBI's taxonomy places the organism in Eukaryota, Fungi, Ascomycota, Sordariomycetes, Sordariales, Chaetomiaceae. The transcript has 2 exons. Bases 145 to 4569 code for a protein of 1474 amino acids.